This is a messenger RNA of Corythoichthys intestinalis (scribbled pipefish), 3530 nucleotides long. It is a transcript of the gene nudt6, whose product is annotated as nudix (nucleoside diphosphate linked moiety X)-type motif 6. The transcript has 5 exons. The record is from RefSeq and is a predicted model, not a curated record. NCBI's taxonomy places the organism in Eukaryota, Metazoa, Chordata, Actinopteri, Syngnathiformes, Syngnathidae. Gene Ontology annotation, molecular function: ADP-ribose diphosphatase activity; NAD binding; NADH pyrophosphatase activity. The coding region runs from base 39 to 956 and encodes 305 amino acids.
UCAAAACAAGCAAAAGUGCCGAACAACUGCAAUAAAACAUGACUGCUUCCGCUCUAAUGACUAAACUUCGAGUGUCCGGAAUUUAUCGGAGGUGGUGUUACUCCCGUGAAUUCACGUGCCGGGCAGCUGUCAAUCAGCUGCGGAGGGAGCAAGGCGCUGCGCCUCUGGCCGGUAAAGUUGAUCGCUUCGGCGGCGUCACGGUGGACCUGGCGGACGUCGGUGUGCCAGAGGACAUAAGUGAAAGUGCUUUCAGCGGCUUACUGACAGAUUCUUUGGCCAGAUGGAAGGCGGAGGGCAAGGUGGCCGUGUGGCUCCGGGUCCCCAUCGCGAUGAGCCGAUGCGCUGCCGCAGCAUCCGCCCAAGGCUUUAGCUUCCAUCAUGCCCAGGACCGCCACGCCGUGUUGUCACUCUGGAUGGGUGAAGGAGAAAGUAGACUGCCUCGCUAUGCGACUCACCAAAUCGGAGUAGCGGGCGCAGUGGUCGAUGAGUCCAAUGGAAAAGUUCUCGUGGUGCAAGACAAGAACAAGACAAAAAAUGCCUGGAAAUUCCCUGGCGGCCUGUCGGAUCCCGGAGAGAAUAUCGGAGUAACGGCGGUGCGGGAAGUCUUGGAGGAAACAGGCAUCCACUCCGAGUUCCGAUCAUUGCUGAGCAUCCGUCAGCAGCAUAACCACCCGGGUGCCUUCGGCAUGUCAGACAUCUAUGUUAUCUGCCGCCUAAGUCCCCUCAGCUACGACAUCCACUUCUGUACGCACGAGUGCGAGCGCUGUGAUUGGCUAACCCUUGUGGAGUUGGCGUGUACCGCUGACACCACACCCAUUACGGCCCGCGUGGCCAGGCUGCUGCUUCACGGAUUGGAGCACGGGUUUGACAAGAUCGACCUCACCAUGGAGGAGCUACCCGCUGUCUACUCAGGGAUGUUUUACCAGCUCUAUCAUCGAGAGAUUCCUCGGUCCUAGCCUUAACGUAUGCGAAUACCAGGACUGGAACUUGUGGUUUACCAAUGGACCACCACUACCUACUACAAAUAUCGUUUAUCUAAUUGACUAGGUUUUAUUUUUGAAAAAAUACGGGCUGGGAAUAGUGCAUUUUGACCACCACCAGUGACCUCAGCCUUCCACCACACAGCCAGACCCAGUGUCACUGCAACUCACCAAAUACGAGCCAUCAUAAGCUUGGAUUGGUAUUUUUUUAAUGAACUGAGGUGCUCAUUUUAGGAAGUUAAAUGAUUCAUCUAAGAAGAGGUUUAUCAGAUCCUGGUUAUAGAUAACUGCCUCGUCGAUAAAUAGAAAUCAAGUCGACUAAAUGUGUGCAGAGAUGCAUGGAAAUUGCUAGUAAAAAGACUAAUCAAGUCCUUGGUGCCCCCAGGAGUUCCCAAUUAAAAUGGAUUUGAAGUCUAUCUCCAUCAAUGGCACUGAAUGAGUUCAAAAUGGACUAACCUGGCAAAGCUUAGCAGCGUAGCAGUGCUUUGCAUCGGGCUAAACUGAACCUCAUUCACUUCAACUUCAUCAUCAGUGCUCCAGUGCAGCGCAAAUGCUCUAAUACAACUCAGGAAGAUGCAUCAAAAAGCAGAAGAUGUGCUCAAGCUUUCAUUCAAAGUGAGAAAUGCCCUUUUUAAAAAAUGUCUUUCUCAAAGACACCAUGUGCUGAAAGCCUUCACUAAAAGAAAGUUAAAGAAUCUGAAGGUAGAUUCCCAAAUCCUUGAGCAAGGCACUUCGUUCUUUCCACGCCCAUUCGGGAUUGUUAAAAUAAAAAAUGAUGGAACACUUGUAAAAACAUCACAGCUACUUCUUUGGGACAGUGGUGGCAUACCUUCACUGCCCUAACACUGUAAGACAUGAACAGGACUCUGGCUCAUCUCAAGUUAGCUCUUAGUAGACAUCGGGAGGAAGAGGAUGGCCUUCUGCCCCGGUCCAGUUUUGCUUCCAGACUUGUACUGGCCGGUUCGCUUCAGUGCCACGUACAUAGUUGGGUACUUCCUGGAGCGGUACGUGUUGUAGUUGUUGCUCUCCAAACGCUCCAAGAAGUAACAUUCAUCAGUCGCUCGUCUCUGAAGACAAAGACAAAGAGGGAUUAAGACUUCAAUCUAUUUACUACUGUUUCUCUUGUCUCUGGCAAAAUGACUGGGCAUAUAUAGAGAAGGACAACCUAUUUCUUGCUUUCAUUGAGCAGGAGCUGAACCAACACUACCUCCACUUGAACCACAACAGUACUGACUGACUGAAUACAAUUGAGAAUGUUCCUCAAUGUAUUAUGAUGUACCAUUCUGUAGAAACAUUUAACUGAACUGAUUACUGUACAAUAAACCAAUAAACUCAUGAGCAUAAGGAUCAAGCCCUGAAAGCACAAGUAAUUAUUUCCCCCCUACCUUGAAAAUAGGCCUACCAUUAUCUCUGAUUCCAAAAUCUUCCAAAUUUAUAACAGCCUUAAAAAUGAUUUACAGAUGCUUUGGCUUAAAAAAAAAAAAAACCUUCAAGGCCAGGUGUGAAUUCGGCAAAAACUCAAGGAUAACCUUUGCAUUUACCGUGACAUUAAAAACUUGUCUCUCAGUUGAAAUACUACCUGAACAGACUUCUUUGUCAAUCAACUGUACUACUUUAUUCAGACACAACUUUGGCAAAUGGUUUUAGUAAAAACUAAGAGAAGGUGUGUUUUAGUUUGCACAAGAAUUGAUUCACUCUGAAUAGUUACUCUUGUGUUAGAAAUAAAUAAAGUGAAUAGGAUGCCUAAAGGGAUAAAUUACUAGAGUUCCUGUCGGAGGUUAUUCAUUUGUGAUUAUCUCCUUUGUCACUGUUGAGUAAAAAUGUGCAAUAAUUAGCAUAGAAAGGAUGUUUAAUACCAGCAUCAAAACAUUUUUCAGAAACACACUAUGCUGUAACUGCUUCUUUGCAUCAAUAAACCUGUUAAGUGCUUCAAAUGUACAGUGGGGAGAACAAGUAUUUGAUACACUGCCAAUGGGAAAACCCAUUGACAGUGUAUCAAAUACUUGUUCUCCCCACUGUAUGAUAUUCAUUGUCAAAACCCCGGUAGAAGAAACAAGACAGGAAAAAGACAUGAUCUACUCACCGCUCCAAAAAGUCUGCCGUCUCUGUUCAUGGCUAAGUAGCGGUUGGCGACCACUCCUUUGAUGACCACCUCACCGACAGAUGUGGCCUGCAGCUGAAGCGUUACUGAGGAGAUCAGAGAAGAAUGCUUUGCUAUAGACUGUUGGAUGUCAAGGAAACCGCCUGAGGCCUUUGACACAGACACAUGCCACGAGAAUGCGAAGGGUAUCCGUUUGAACUCGAAAUGUGAUUGUGCUGAGGGUUGCUUCACACCAGCUAUGGAAACAUGGAACCCACAACCCACUUAAUGUAUUUUUUACCCAGAAUUGUGUAAACACAAACAAACAAAGGCUUAGGAUCAGCCCUCAAGACGUAGUCUAAAAAUCACUGCAUUAAUUUUCGAGGUCAUUGGAGUUUGAAGGAAUGAUCUAUUUUGUAAGAUGAGUUAAUCACCAAACAGACACACCUCCUUUUAAGUACAAUGUAAGC